GACUUUUAUCGAUUUGAAUCCGUGAGUUGGUUUUUGUCAGAGGGAGAAAGAAUUGCAUCUGCUCUUAGAAAACCGCCAAAAGUUUAUUUUGAAUUUUGUGUUAAAAAUGUCGGAUACGUUUGUGGAUGAAGUAACGAAGCAACUUUCAGACACCUCUAUCGAGAGUAGUGGUGUUAGUUUUGAAGGGAAAUCUUUAAAACUUGAUACGGAAGAUGAUGCAAGAGAGAUAAUACAAGCUAUUAGUUCCUGUCAGAACCUGCAUUACCUCAAUUUAGAAGGCAACACACUGGGUGUCGAUGCUGCCAAAGGUAUUGCUAAAGCUCUUGAAUCUCAUAGUGAGUUUAAAAGAGCAUUAUGGAAAGAUAUGUUCACUGGUCGAGUGAAAACUGAAAUUCCAAAGGCAUUGCAAUUUCUUGGCAGUGGCCUAGUUUUAUCUGGAGCACAACUCGUGGAGCUUGAUCUUAGUGACAAUGCUUUUGGACCAAUUGGUGUAGAAGGGCUUGCUGUGUUGUUGCGUAGCCAUUCAUGUCAUGCCCUUCAAAUACUCAAACUAAACAACAAUGGUCUUGGAAUUGGAGGAGGAAAGCUGCUAUCACGAGCCUUGCUUGAUUGCUAUAAUAAGAGCAGAGAAAGUGGGAGAGCCCUUGCUUUGAAAGUCUUUAUUGCUGGCAGAAAUAGACUUGAAAAUGAAGGCACAAAAGCUCUUUCAGAAGUAUUUAAGACUCUUGGAACGAUGGAAGAAGUAGCUAUGCCACAGAAUGGUAUAUACCAUGUAGGCAUCACAGCACUUAGUGAAGCCUUCAUACAGAACCCAAAUCUUCGCGUGUUGAACCUAAAUGACAACACACUUACGAUAAAAGGAGCUUUGGCUUUGGCUGCUGCAUUACCAAACUUGCAGAAACUGCAGGAGAUAAAUCUGGGUGAUUGUUUGUUGAAGACUAAAGGAGCAAUGUCAAUCGCUGCUGCAUUAGCUGAAGGACACGAGGAAUUGCAGAAGUUACAUCUUGGCUACAAUGAAAUAGGCCCAAGAGGUGGAUUAGAAUUGGCUAGAGCCAUGAGGAACAAAGAAAAAUUAAUUCUCCUGGAUCUAGAUGGAAAUAUGUUUGGGGAGACUGGCCGACAAGAAUUGCAGUCAGAGCUGAAGGACAGUGGAAGGUUGGGUACACUUGGCAGCCUCAAUGAGGAUGAAAAUGAAGAUGAAGGAGAAGAUGAGGAAGAUGAUGACGAUGAUGAUGGGGGGGAGGAGGAGGAGGAAGAAGAAGAAGAAGAAGAGGAAGAUGAAGAGGAUAUUGAAACUGUAGAAAGUGAAUCAGAAGAUAGGACAGUUAUGAAGGUAGACUUUGGAGAUUUGAAGAAAGCAAUACAGGAGAUCCAAGAUGUGAAAUUAAAUGACAACCAGGCUACAGGACACAAACCAGUUGAAGAUACACGUGUGGUAAGUGUCCCUGAAUUUCUUCAGCAUCCAACACAAGAGCACUUCUUACUUUUGGGAAAUAAUCGGCUUGAGCUUAUCAUGAAAGAAAUUAAGGACUGUAAUGAUGACUCAUAUUUGGAGAAGCUGGUUAUGACUUUAAUGAAGGUGUCAUCUUUGACUGCAAAUAGCUCAGAACAGACAAAGCAGGCAGCACUUUCAUGCAGUGACGCUCUGUAUCGGGAACUCUUCAAAUGGGCAGAGGAACAUGAGCAGUCUUCUAUAGCCAACAACAGUUUACUAGUCCAUUUGGGAUUAAUCAAGAGCGAAGACAAGAAAAUGAAAUUGGCAUGGAAUUUGGAUGGUUGUAUGGGUGCUCUAGAGCAAGCAAUUAAACAAGAUUAUUUUCCCCAAGGAACCCGGGAAACACUACAGCUCUUCUUGCGCAGACCAAACCUGAGCAUGGAUGCUUUUCCUGCAACUAAACAUAAACUGAUGAGUACAUUAUGUGAAUUUUAAGUUCAGGUUAUAGUUGCUGGAAUUUUAUACAAGGAUGUUUGUAUGUUUGUGUGAUUUGGCAUAUGCUUUUACAAAUUCAUUUUACCAAGAUGUAUACUGUAUGAAGAAUAUAUGACAAUGAAUACAAAUCUCAGAACUAUAU
Molecule: messenger RNA, 2072 nt
Organism: Cryptotermes secundus
Lineage: Eukaryota; Metazoa; Arthropoda; Insecta; Blattodea; Kalotermitidae
Gene: RanGAP
Product: ran GTPase-activating protein 1
Exons: 11
Coding region: 107-1930 (607 amino acids)
Biological process (GO): activation of GTPase activity; nucleocytoplasmic transport; signal transduction
Cellular component (GO): cytosol; perinuclear region of cytoplasm; nucleus
Molecular function (GO): GTPase activator activity; small GTPase binding
Source: RefSeq, a predicted model, not a curated record